AUGGCCGAGAUAAAUGGCACUCGAAGGCGAAACGACGUGAACUGGUCGCGUUUCGGGCUUGCCGAAAACAUUCAGAGCUCAAAACAACAAGCUUCAAACGAGAACAAAAGCGACGAGCAAACCCGUAGCCAACACGUACGAGAAUUAUUCGAUGAAGAGGUAAUCGUAUAUUGGAAAUAUUUUAAAAUCGUUGGUAUUCAUAGAGUUUUACAAGUAUAUUAUUUUAGACAUAUACGAAGCGGUAUUUUGGUAUUUGUAUUCGAUUUUACUGGCAUUAUAUUAAGCCGAAGUAUUCAUAUUUACAGCUGGCCCGGUAUUAGAUCUCUGAUAAAUGCCAUUGUUAUUCUAAUUCUGGGUAAAUAAUAAUAUUUCUCAAAGACAAGUUCAGACAAUGUUGUGACCAAGUUUAAUGCAGAAUAAUAUAUUGCCAUAUAGGUAUAAAUUAUGAAACCCAUUCUAUUUAUUCCCUUUAAAAGUACAAUUCAUGAAUAAAAUUGUCAUCAAUAAGUAAAAGUCUGUUGCAUGCAACGAUUGCCUGUAAAAUGGAAAAUGCAAAAGUGUAUUCUAUUAUUCAUGUAACAUAGUUUGGUUUUAGUACAAACAGAUUUUAUCAGUUGCUAAAUUCAGAAAUGAUGAAAUUACGGUCGAAAAUUGACAAUUUAUACAAUUAUAUGGUCAUCGAACAUGGCAGACAAUUGAACGUACAAAGUUUACAAAACCUUUUACGAUUCUGAAAGAUUUCCUUUUUAAUAUUUAAUGUGAGGUCUCUUUAAUUUGAAUUUAAGGCAAUGUUUAUUCAUUUAAAUUAAGGGAUUUUCAUAUUAGAUAUAUGUGCCAGUUAAUAUGUAAAAUCUCAUUACUUAUUUAUGACUGUGUGAUAAAAAAAUUAAAUCAGAAUUUGAAGACUACACACUGUUUUCAAAUUGAUGCACAACUCCAAAUUCCAAUCUAUAUGUAAAUAAUUUUUGAUAUCUCUGAACAUUUCCUAAACCAAAGUGUAACCAAAUAGCUUUUAUUUGGUUGUCUGUAUAGGAAAUUGCCAAUUUUUACUAUAGCAAGUACGCUUGUUUGAAUGCAAGUAUGCCAGCUUUCGAACAGGAGCACUGACUUGUCUGGAAUUUUUUUUGGCAAAGUACAAAUUUUGUUCGACUGUAUGGAUCAACGAAGAAAAUUUGUAAAAGUGAUCUGAGCACUUGCAUAUGUGGUUGGCAGAGCAUUGGGCUAGUAUUCCAAAGGUUGGCCAGGCAUAUUUUUCAAGCUUGGCCGGUGUGGAUAUACACUCAGAGUAACAUCACAAGCAUCAGCAAUCUAUUGUUGUAAUUAUAGCUAUAACAGUAGCUAUCGUGGUAUCAUGUCAGGCCCGUAACUAGCUAUGAGUGAACCGUUGACUCAGUAAGAUUUUUUGUGAAAAAAUUAAAAGCAGGAAGACUUCAAGUUUAGAGAGAAAACAGAUCCUGGAUGAAAUUUAUUCGAUUUCUGAUGAAGGGUAGAAGUACGAAUUAGCGUCCCAAAUAUUAUCACAAACACAUUUUUUACACCUGAUCAUGUUGUACCAAGAAUGCUUGAAUUCUUACGAUUGGAUACUUGUAGUCAUUGUGUCACUGUUUAUGAUGUAGUCAUUGUGUCACUGCUUAAAACUGCUCCCAGAAUGCCAGGAAGACUAUGAAAUUAGAGUCAUUGUGUCACUGUUUAUCAUUACUGAUUUUUUGCUAAAAUUGCUCCCAGAAUGCAGGAAAUAGCGUUUCCAAGCCUUAGAAAAUCAAACAUUUUCUGGGGGAGCAUGCCCCAACGACUCGACUUGGUGGAUUUUAAAUCUUAUUCACCUGAGUACACUACACCAACACAACAAACAUUGUAACAACCUUGUUGAUAUUAUCAGACUUGUUGCAAAGUUCCGUUGUUCCAACAAGUCUGAUACAGUCAUGAUAUAACAAUAUUGUUACAACCUUGCGUCGUCAACCUUGUAACGUUCUUAUAUCGUGACUUUAUCAGUCUGAUAAUGCCAUCAAGCUUGUUACAAGUUGUUAGAAGGCAAAAUCCAGCGGGCAAAAUGACGUUUAUCCAACGUUGAAUCAACGUUGGAAAUGACCUUCCAGACGUUGGAUAGACGUUGAAAAAGGGUUGACUAUGCAAAUUGGAUCGACGUUACUGUUUCGACGUUGAAACAACGUUGAAGUUAGGUUGCCAAUCUCGUCAACCAUAAUUCAACGUUGAAUCCACGUUAAAACAACGUUGAGAUUGGUUCACAAAUCGACGUCGUACAUUUAACCAUGAAUGAACGUUAAUUCAACGUCUGUUGGCUGCUGUUGAACCAAUGUUUGUAAAACAACGUCAGAGCAACGUAGAUAUUAGGUUGUCGACGUCGCAACCUUUUUUCUACCAAAUUUCAACGUUGAAACAACGUCGUGUGCCCGGUGGGAAGUUUGUUCUAAACUUGUUACUAGGAAAGUGCGAUACACAAAUUGUCAAAACAGCUUGUGAACAGAUUUGUGACAACUUGUUUGCAGACCUGUAACAACUUGUGCGUUUUCGCGUGUCUAGUUCAGGCAUAUUACGUAUAAAACAAUCGGCCGUACUUGUCCUCCACGUUUGAACAUAGCAAUUAAAAUAUUAAACUUUUGAAAUGCAAUAUGCACCCAUAUGUCCAAUUUUACUAUAUUUAAUGCGAAAUUCUUCGCUAAAAUGUUACCGUUCAUACUAUUUUACUCUUUCUAAUUCCAGCUGUGUGUAGGAAACCUACUUUAUCAUUUUACUCUGUCGAUAUAUCUAACGCCAGACGCUUUCACUCGUGAGGGACCGGUUGUUUGAAACCAACAGCUUGGUUAUAAAUUUGGAAAUAUUUCUUCCAAAAUUUUGUCUGGAUCGGAAGGAGUUUUCUUCUGUGAAGUUUUGCGGAAACAAAUGCGCAGAAAUAUACACAAACUAAAACAGCAGGUUAAAAUUUAACCGAUGGUAUAGCAUUAACUCAAAAAACAAAAAAACAAAAACACUUUUACUUCGCAUUCUUCGACUGCAAAAGCGUGCAGCACGUAUUAUUCUAGACGCUGACUUUUCUACUCCUUCUGUUCUUCUUUUUUCCCAGAUUCGAAUAAUCCCAAUCUUUGAUCUUGUUAAAUUUAGGAAGCUUCUCUUACUAAUUAACAUUCUCACAAAUCCCAGUGCUCCAUCUUCAUUUAAGCAAAUGUUUAAAUUCUUAUCUUCUAUUCGACAACGGGCUCUGACUAGAGCUUGCGCAUAUGACCUUCAACCCCCCUUUCCGCGUACUGACUCUGGUAAACGAACAUUUCUGUACAGUGCUUCCAUUCUUUUUAAUUGCUUAGAUAGCGAUUGUGAGCAACUUGCUGCUUCGCCAUCUUGCUCUUCAUAUACUAACGCCAAACAAAAAAUUCGUAAAAUCUUUCUUAACAAGUAAGACCUUGUUAAAGAUUUUACGAAUUUUUUGUUUGGCGUUAGUAUAUGAAGAGCAAGUUGGCGAAGCAUAUCGAAGAUCUAUUUUGUAUAAAUUGUAAAUAUUUACUAAAUUGUAAUUGUAUUCAUUACUAAUUAUUUUUUUCUCAAAUGUAAAUAGUCGUAAUCUUUAAUACUUUUUAUGCCUGUAAACUGAUCAAAAUAGUGCGAGGGCCGUAUGUUAGAUAACUUUUACGGUUAAUACGUUUUCCCUCGUGAAAUAAAGUUUCUAUUCUAUUCUAACCCGCCUUUGAACAAUGGGUUAAUGUUCUACAAAGUUAGAUAAUAGAGUCCUCGUGGGCAUGGUUUAAAUGGCAUACAGUAGAUGUAUGCCAAAUCUCUUGCUUUUGGUCCGAGAUUCCAGCUUUGGGACUCUCCAGCCAUUGGCAUUGUCACAAAAUAUGUCUUUCGUUACUGUCAGUCGCUACCUUUCAAACUAAUUCAAACAGGACCGAAAGAAUUCAUCAAAACCGCGCACCCUUCUCUGCAAUGUCUACCACCCCACAUCGUCUUCUGAUCUCUUCAUUCCAUAAUGUCUUUUUAUAAUAUAUUUAUUACAGGUGUAUUUACUUCAUGUAUGCUAAAUAUAUUUGGUGUUGUGAUAUUUCUUCGUACUGGAUGGACUGUGGUAAGAUCACAUUGUUGUAAAAUAUUUUUAAAAUACCUGCAAAAAUUCUUCAACGUUCAGUUGAGUAACGGCCGAUCAACGGACAAUGACCGGCCAAAAAUGCCUCUCGAGUGGUCACUUUUUUACCUCACCGGUCAUUUUGACCAUUUUCAUGCCUUCCAUCGUGAUUGCUGACGUUUUUAAUUAAAACAUGAAACUAUGAUGUAUCGCAACAAGUUUCUAAUAGUUUGUUUCGCUGUUAGUGGAAGCGUAUCAAUGACCGGUCAAACAAAUUUUGACCCAGCUAAAAUCAAGUUGACCGGAGACCUAUAUCUCCCGUUAUUUUGAGCCCUGAUUAGUUCUAUUAUUAGGCCAAAUAAAAAUAAUAUUAUUUCAGGUUUCCGACCGACCUGUCAAAAAUAUGACCGACCAUAAACAUUUUAUUGAUAUUUCCCAGUAGAGAUUAUCUAUUCGUAAAUACCAGAAUAUUUUUAUAGUCAUCAGACUCAUUUGUCUACAAAUUAUUUUGUUUGCUUAUAAUUUAAUCAUUAUCUAGUAAUGUUAAUCAUAGUUUUACACAAAGAACAGUUGAAUAAAAUAUUAAAAACGCACAUUAUUCUGACAUGGCAGCUACGGCUGAAAAAAAGACGAAAGGGUCUUGAUGCGUUUGUUUCUCGCGAAACACAUAUAGCUCGCGGGUGAUCCCGCGUGGCACGUUUUAUCACGCGUGACAGUUACUCAUAAACAAUGGCGGCGCGAGAAACGCUUGAACUUGAUGAAAAAAGUCCAGCAUCGCUGAUUGUUUUCGUUGUUUCGAAGAGUUUAAUGAGUUUUAACUUACAUUUAUUGCAUACUUGAGAUAAAAUUUUUUUUUUAAAUAAAAUGUUUUUUCUGACUUACCUACCCAUAUAAAACAUGGCUGUGAAACCUGAAACCAACUAUUAUUUUUAUUUGGCCUUAGUAAAAAAAAACACCUCAAAUUUGCCAGGCAAAUCACAAUAAGUAGUAUGUAAACGCACCUAUAAAUUUUGUUAUAUGAAUAGUUAAGAGACUUAUGCAUAUAUCCAUGCUCUGUGCAUGAUUCUAAGAAACUUUGGUUACCAAAUUUUUAGGGUAAUGCUGGAAUUGCUUUAUCGCUGUUCAUUGUUCUGUUGACGUUGUUAAUCUCGCUGAUCCCCGUGCUAUCUGCUAUCGGAAUUAUCGAUCAUAUUGAUCAUAUCGAAAGCGGUGGUAUCUAUUUUGUUCUUACGCAUAUUCUUGGCGCAAGAAUUGGAGCUACGGUUGGAAUAUUGUAUUGCUUUGGCCAGGUAAGAGGAGUGUGUUGGAGUUCAAAGAAAGAAAACAGAUACUGUGCGGAGUUUAUUCAGUUUGUGAUGAAUUGCUCUACUUCUAUUGGUCCCAGAAAUUUUUCUGGAUCUACAUUUUUGCCGAAAUUUUCAGACAUUUCUUAUGUUUGAUAGCAAUCUACGCAUAAUAUAACUUUUGUAAACAAAGCAAAUUUUGUAAAAGUUUAUAAUAAUUUUGUAUUAAAAUGGUCCAUUUUUGCGCUGUAUGUGGUUGUUGUACCCACACAGAUAUUGUUAGGGAGCAUCUGGAGGACACUCUAGGGAUUUGUGACGUCAGUGCAAUGGGUCUAUAGGUCACAGCUGUUCCUGGUUAGGUCUAAUAAAUGUAUAUAAAUUUCCACUCGAUAAUUUCCAUCUACAAUACCCUUCAACUAUUUAUUGAAUCGAAUGAGAUACCAACAAAUUCUUAAUAUGAACAGACCCUAACAGCUUGCACAAUCACAGCAAACAAUGUGCAAACGUUGAAAACAUUUCUUUCGUCUUUUCGUUAUAGGCUGCGAGUAUUUCUUUAUUUUCGUCCGGGUUUGGUGAAUCUUUGGCCGAGACUACAAGCUGGGACAAUCAUUGGGCUGCAAGGACGAUAGCUCUGAUUGCCGCCCUAACGAUAUUAGGGAUAAUUUUAGCCGGAGUCAAAUGGGUCGUGAAAUUACAACUGUUGCUUCUGGCUGUUCUCGUUAUCUCUGUAUUGGACUUUGUUGUUGGGACGUUCGCUCAUACUGACUUAGGUGGGUGGUUAGAUCGAUGUGAUGCGAGGCAACAUUCUGGCUUGUGAAAAUGAUUUUUCCAAAGCCGUAUUUCAUACUUAUAGAAGUGCGCUAUUUUAAGUUUUAAGUGUGGUCAUUCAAUCAUGUACCCAAGUAUAUGUGUAUCUGUGCCAAGUUGCUGUUGCUGUUGUUGUUGUUGCUCCUGCUGUUGUUGCUUUUGCAGUUGUUGUUGCUGUUGUUGCUCCUGCUGUUGUUGUUGUUGCUGUUGUUGUGUUGCUGUUGCUGUUGUUGUUGUUGCUGUUGUUGCUGUUGCUGUUGUUGCUGUUGCUGUUGUUGCUGUUGCUGCUGUUGUUGUUGCUUUUGCAGUUGUUGUUGCUGUUGUUGCUCCUGCUGUUGUUGUUGUUGCUGUUGUUGCUGUUGCUGUUGCUGUUGUUGCUGUUGCUGUUGCUGCUGUUGUUGUUGCUUUUGCAGUUGUUGUUGCUGUUGUUGCUCCUGCUGUUGCUGUUGUUGUUGUUGCUGUUGCUGCUGUUGUUGUUGUUGCUUUUGCAGUUGUUGUUGCUGUUGUUGCUCCUGCUGUUGUUGCUGCUGUUGUUGUUGUCGCCGUUGUUGUUGUUGUUGUUGUUGUUGUUGUUGUUGUUGUUGUUGUUGUUGUUGUUGUUGUUGUUGUUGUUGUUGUUGCUGUUGCUGCUGUCGUUGCCGUUGUUGCUGAUGUACUUUAAAUAUAGUAGUUUGGCACUAAUUGUUAUCUACGUUAUUUAGCAAAUGGUUUAACUGGUUACAAAGAAGAAAAUAUGGUGAAGAAUAUCAACCCCAAGUUUUCCGAAGGCCAAUCAUUCUUUACA
Molecule: messenger RNA, 6946 nt
Organism: Paramuricea clavata
Lineage: Eukaryota; Metazoa; Cnidaria; Anthozoa; Malacalcyonacea; Plexauridae
Source: the annotation of a GenBank genome assembly